This is a messenger RNA of Telopea speciosissima, 1852 nucleotides long. Its product is annotated as inositol transporter 4-like. Lineage: Eukaryota; Viridiplantae; Streptophyta; Magnoliopsida; Proteales; Proteaceae. The record is from RefSeq and is a predicted model, not a curated record. Gene Ontology annotation, molecular function: myo-inositol:proton symporter activity. Gene Ontology annotation, biological process: transmembrane transport. Gene Ontology annotation, cellular component: membrane. The coding region runs from base 67 to 1851 and encodes 594 amino acids. The transcript is spliced from 6 exons.
CUCUUUUGUAUAAUAGUUUAUUCAAGUUGGAUUACUUGUCUCUCUGUUUUAAAAAGAUUGCAUGCAAUGGAGGGUGGUGUUCAUAAACCGGAUAAAACAGAAUUCAGAGAAUGCUGUUUGACAACUUGGAAGCAGCCUUACAUCAUGCGUCUCGCCCUAUCUGCAGGCAUUGGAGGAUUCCUCUUUGGCUAUGACACUGGAGUCAUAUCUGGUGCACUUCUUUUUAUUCGAGAUGAUUUUCAAUCUGUUGAUAGGAAUACAGUUUUGCAAGAAACCAUUGUAAGUAUGGCCGUCGCAGGAGCUAUAGUUGGUGCUGCACUUGGCGGACUGACGAAUGACAAGCUUGGACGGAGAUAUUCGAUCUUAAUAGCUGAUUUUUUGUUCCUAGUUGGUGCAAUAAUCAUGGCUCUUGCUUGGGCUCCAUGGGUGAUACUUUUGGGGAGGAUAUUUGUGGGAUUAGGAGUUGGAAUGGCUUCCAUGACUACACCUCUAUAUAUUUCAGAAGUUUCUCCUGCUAGAAUUAGAGGUGCCCUUGUUAGCACAAAUGGUUUGCUACUAACAGGAGGCCAAUUUUUGUCAAACCUUCUUAAUCUUGGUUUCACCAAGGUACCGGGAACCUGGCGUUGGAUGCUUGGAGUUGCAGCAGUUCCAGCUUUUGUUCAAUUCAUAUUGAUGUGGCUACUUCCAGAAUCCCCUAGGUGGCUCUAUAGAAAGAAUAAAAAAAUAGAAGCUAUCAAAAUUUUAAGGAAAAUAUAUCACCCUGAAGAAGUAGACAGUGAAGUAGAAGCUUUGCGGUUAUCAAUUGAAGCUGAAAUAGCAGAGGAAUCUUCCAUUGGCAAAGGAAACAUUUUCAGUAAAAUAAGAAAUGCAUGGAGUAAUGUGCUAGUCCGCAGAGGACUUAUCGCGGGGGUUGGUAUUCAAGUGGCUCAGCAAUUUGUGGGUAUCAAUACAGUUAUGUAUUAUAGUCCAACCAUAGUUCAGUUGGCUGGCUUUGCUUCGAACAAUACAGCAUUAGCGCUCUCUCUCAUUACAUCAGGUCUCAAUGCUGUCGGUACCCUUUUAUUGAUAUUCCUUGUAGAUAGAUUUGGAAGGAGGAGGUUGCUUAUCAUCAGUACAAUUGGAAUGGUGACUUCCCUUGUGAUGUUGUUCGUGGUUUUUGAUCAAGCUUCGAUCCAUGCUCCUAUGGUUAGUGAAUUAGAGUCCUCCCAUUUUGGCCUGAAUGCUACAUGUUCAGGUUACUCGACUGCCAAUGAUGCAUUGUCUUGGAACUGCAUGAAUUGCUUGAAGGCUUCUUCGGUGUGUGGUUUUUGUGCUAAUGGAGUUUACAAAGUUAAUCCAGGUGCAUGUCUAGCUUCGAAUACAAUUACAAAAAGCGACUGUCAUGGGGAGAAUCGUGAAUGGUUCACUAGAGGAUGCCCAAGCAAUUUUGGCAUCGUCGCAAUACUCGGCUUAGCAUUCUAUAUCAUUGCUUAUUCACCAGGGAUGGGAACCGUUCCAUGGAUCAUAAACUCAGAAAUAUACCCCUUGAAAUAUAGAGGCCUUUGUGGUGGAAUGGCUGCAAUGGCUAAUUGGAUUUCAAACCUCAUUGUGAGCCAGUCAUUCUUAACUUUAACUCAUGCCCUUGGCUCUGCCAAAACUUUUCUGUUAUUUGGUUGCUUUGCUUUCAUUGCAUUGUUCUUCAUCUAUUUCUUUGUUCCGGAAACCAAAGGAUUGCCAUUUGAGGAGGUUGAAAAAAUGCUUAAAGGAGGCUUCAAACCUUGGCCCUUGAAUAAGGUCUGUUUGGGUGAACUCCAACAAAAAGAAGAAAAAGAAGAGAAGGGGACAGUGCAAAGUUUGGAGCAGACUCACUAAU